Molecule: messenger RNA, 2162 nt
Organism: Carassius carassius (crucian carp)
Lineage: Eukaryota; Metazoa; Chordata; Actinopteri; Cypriniformes; Cyprinidae
Product: 4-trimethylaminobutyraldehyde dehydrogenase A-like
Exons: 12
Coding region: 88-1677 (529 amino acids)
Molecular function (GO): 4-trimethylammoniobutyraldehyde dehydrogenase (NAD+) activity; aminobutyraldehyde dehydrogenase (NAD+) activity
Source: RefSeq, a predicted model, not a curated record
CUUUAUGUAAUAAACUCAACGGGGUCAGCUUGAGCAACCAUAUGCUUUAAAGUCGAAAAAAUUGUAGAGACGUCCUUCUUUCACUCCAUGAUCAUAGAAGGCGAACCAUCUACUUUUGUACAGUGUACAGCUUGUGUUGAAAAGACCAGAAUGGCUCAGCAACCGCUUCUGUCGCUGCCCGAGUUUCAGAGUGUUUCCACGGGUACUUUGAUGGUGAAGGAGCCGCUGAAUUUCUGGGGAGGAGCGAGAGUGAAGCCGAAGGACACAAAGAACUCUGAACCAGUAUACGAACCAGCAACUGGUCGUGUGCUGUGUGAUUUGAUUCCCUGCGGAGAGGAGGAGGUAGAUGAGGCCAUAAAAAGUGCUCAUUCUGCAUACCUAAAAUGGAGCAAAUUAUCAGGAAUGGAGAGGGCCCGGAUCAUGCUAGAGGCCGCCAGAAUUAUUAGGGAGCGCAGAGAUGAAAUUGCGAGAGCAGAAGUGGCCAACAAUGGCAAAUCAAUCACUGAGGCUCAGGUGGAUAUUGAUGUUGCCUGGCAGGGUAUUGAGUACUAUGCUGGCAUUGCUCCCACUUUGUCAGGCCAGCAUAUUCAGCUUCCAGGAGGAUCUUUUGCUUACACCAGAAGGGAGCCACUGGGAGUGUGUGUUGGCAUUGGAGCUUGGAACUACCCUUUCCAGAUAGCUGCCUGGAAGUCAGCCCCAGCUAUGGCCUGUGGCAAUGCCAUGGUGUUUAAACCUUCUCCCAUGACCCCAGUGACAGCAGUUAUGCUGGCAGAGAUCUACAAAGAGGCCGGUGUCCCAGAUGGACUCUUUAAUGUCAUACAAGGAGGAGCAGAGACUGGAGGAUUGCUGUGUCAACAUCCCAUGGUGGCCAAAGUGUCCUUCACUGGCAGUGUUCCCACUGGAAAGAAGAUUAUGGAAAUGGCAGCCAAAGGUGUGAAGCAGGUGACUUUGGAGCUUGGAGGAAAGUCACCACUGAUCAUCUUUAAGGACUGUGAACUGGAGAAUGCGAUAAAAGGGGCCCUCAUGGCCAACUUCCUCACCCAAGGAGAGGUGUGCUGCAAUGGAACACGGGUGUUUGUGCAAAGGGAGAUCAUGCCACAGUUCCUGGAGGAAGUUGUGAAGAGGACCAAGGCCAUCCCUGUUGGGGAUCCCAUGUGUGAAGAAACACGCAUGGGUGCCCUCAUCAGUAAACCUCACAUGGAAAAAGUGCUGGGCUACAUCAAGCAAGCAAAAGAACAGGGUGCAAAGGUUUUAUGUGGAGGAGAACAAUUUGUUCCGAAUGAUCGCAAACUGAAAGAUGGGUACUUUGUGUUCCCAUGUGUGCUUGAUAAUUGCAGGGAUGAUAUGACCUGUGUAAGGGAGGAGAUCUUUGGCCCUGUGAUGUCUGUUCUGCCUUUUGACACAGAGGAGGAAGUUCUUCAAAGAGCCAACAACACAACCUUUGGCUUGGCAUCUGGAGUCUUCACCAGGGAUAUUGCGCGUGCCCACAGAGUUGCUGCAAACCUUCAAGCAGGAACGUGCUACAUCAACAACUACAAUGUUGGCCCUGUGGAAGUUCCUUUUGGAGGCUACAAGAUGUCAGGGUUUGGAAGGGAGAAUGGACAAGUGACCAUCGAGUACUAUUCUCAACUCAAGACCGUUGUGGUGGAAAUGGGAGAUGUAGAAAGCAUCUUUUAGGCUUUUGUGGCAUUAACCACCAGCAAUCCUGAUAGCAAUGUGAUUUCCAAAGUUCUAAGAUUUAUAGCUCUAUCUAUGAAGUUUGCAGUGUAACGUAUUAAAAUACAUUUAAUAACUAACAUUAACUUGAAACACUGUUGUUGCUUUGACAGUCCAUAUGUCUGUCUCAGACUUCCAGAUUAUGUUGGUAUGAUAUUACCAAAAUAGAAAAGCCUUUACUGUUUCAAAUCUGUGAAGUGUUUGACAGAAUUGUUUAAUAAUUUUCAAAAUACUAAUAGUUCAAAAUGCUCAUUAAAAACAAGUGCCUUCUAAUAAGUUUCUACUACAGGUUUAUUUCACAUAUUUAUUAUAGUCACCUGGUGUUAGACUUGAUUGUUUUUCGUCACUUUGUCCCUACCUCUCAACAUCAUGAAGAAUUUUAGACUGGUGGUUGAAAAGUUUGUAAUAUUUCAAAUAAGAUUACCUUGGUUAUCAAGAGCAAACAA